Messenger RNA from Cantharellus anzutake, 1993 nucleotides. RefSeq lists its product as uncharacterized. NCBI's taxonomy places the organism in Eukaryota, Fungi, Basidiomycota, Agaricomycetes, Cantharellales, Hydnaceae. The transcript has 7 exons. Bases 167 to 1993 code for a protein of 608 amino acids. The record is from RefSeq and is a predicted model, not a curated record.
CUCGUGUUAAAUGCCCAUGUAUGUAUAUAACGCACGUUAAAUGAAAGUGCUCGAUGUUACAUAUUUUCUGGCGCGCAUUUGUAAUUAUCCAAAUUUGGUCAUAUUGAGCAUUCCCCAAACUUCAUGUUACAGCGAGUUCCCUAACUAAACCACCGAGCCCUACUAAAUGUCCUUUAGAAGCUUCACACCAGCACUCAAGUCGAGACCAUCUCGUCCUCCGCCUAGUUCACACUAUAGCCAUGCCAAUGAGCGAAGUCUCUCAGCUCAGCAUGAUGACGAGGAAUCAGAAAUACACGGACCAGAUGAUACUAGUAGAAGCCAUCAAAGAAAAAACAUCCACCCACCUAGAGGGGUUGCGUCCUCCCCGGUAUUCCGUAACCCAUUCCUUACCCAGCCAGCAUCCACAAGUACACGCAGUGGUACUCAGCCUCAUCACCGCGUGAAUACAAAACCAAUACCCGACGAAUUGAUCGAUCCCCACCUUCUUGAACAGUCGUCCGCCCGCAACAUUGGGGCAACUAUUAAAAAACUUGUUACCGAAGUCUCUGGCCUUCAGACUACUGUCAGCCGGCUUACCUCUGAAGUAAGGGAGCUUGUGAAAAUGAAUGGUCAACUAGAACAGGAAUGGUCAGAAAAACACGAAGCAUUGUUAGAAGAAGUGGCGGAGCUCCGUGGAGAGAUACUUAAGAUAAAGUCAACUUCUGACAGCGGGCCGAAGCAGCCUGCCAAAACUGGUCGCUUAACGGAACUUGAUAAAGCCAUCCGUAGCUGCUUUGAUCAUGCACAAGGUGUGAAAAAUGGGGACUACCAUCCUGCCGAAGAUGAUGGUGCCUUGUUUAUACAAGAACUGACAUCCGAUGGCCAAAUUGUGCACUGGGUUCGUCCAAAUUGGGGUGUAUCCUUCCAGGCAAAUGAAGAAUGGGUGCCCCAUGUAUUGAAAGUCCUUAAGAAGUACGGACCAAAGUAUUGCGGACUUACACAAGAAGAGAUCCUCAAAGUCCCUCGCAAUAAAAUUGUCAAAAAACUGCAUAACCGCUUCAAUAACAUCAAAAAGAAGAUAAGGAACCGGGCCUUACCUGAGCAUGUCCGAGACGAACUGAAGCGACGGGCUCGGCAUAGAAGUCGAGUACUCACCAAAGCUCAAAAUCGUCGACUUGUCCGACAUGCAUUCCCACCUCUGGUUGGCCCUGAAUAUGACUGGUUGUUCACCGGGCCCCACCAGAGCUCAGAUGAUUCCGAGUACUACGAUGAUGAGAAAGAGAUCUUGGAUCAAGGUGCAGUUAUGCCACUCAUCCGACGGCAAGCAGGCUACCUAAUCCCCGAAAUUGUCAUAUGGAAACAAGAACUUGAUGGCAAGUAUGAAGAGUAUAUUGCUCAGAUCCUUCAAACCCUCAAUCUUUUGGAUGCACCAAUUAAGUUCAGCGCACUCAGGAAAGAGAAUGGCCCUGAUACGAGAAUUCCUCGUGCCUUUGUUGAUCCUGAUUACUUGAAGCGCCAUCCAGAGAUGGACAGACCAUGGAUCAUACGCGAAUCAUUGGAGGAAGAGGGAAACCAUCACACGUUGGGAUUUCGCCACAUCCCGGAUGUGGGUUUGCCACCACAAGACCUAGACGAAGAUCCAAGUGAAGAUGAUGCUGCAGUUGAUGGAUCAACCAUUCCAAAGUCACCACCAAGGAAGAAGGUUAAGACUAAGAAGAGCUCGAGUGUGCUGCCGAGACCCCGUCCUAAUCUGAGAAGAAACGUGGCAGCAAGUAGCAAGAGGAAGGGGAAGCAAGUUGGAAUGUCAAGCCCCAUUCCGUACAGUGCAUCUGAGGAUUCAGAGGAAGAGCAAGCCGUUGAAGAGCCUGAUGGCAACGAAACUGAGUCAACUGACGGGCGAUUUCGGUGGAAUCGACAAGUGUGGAGAGCAGGUAUACCAGGGGGAGAAGUCAAAUAUCUUGAUAUUCGAAUGGCUUUCCUGCGAUUUAGCCAGGAUAUUUUCAGGAGGCAGUGA